CGUAUUAAAUUUUUACAAACAUCUACUGAAGAAAAUUAAGUUUUAGUUUUCUUUCGGUAUUUAAAUUUUGUGCUGAUAAAAAAAAGUAUUUUCUUUUUAUAUAAACUUUGAUAUAAAAAGACGAAUUAGAAAGAAACAAAAGACACAUACAAAAUUUAAACUACAACGCAAUUUUAUUUUUGCAUUUAUCUUACGUUUCCUGUUCUUUUUUCCCCAAAAAAGUACCGAAUAAAAAGAAAAAAAACCAACAACAAAAUUAUCCUACUCUUGAAAAAGAGUGCACAGAAAACUCAAUAAAACAACAACAACAAUAUUCAGUUUUUCUCAUAGUCUUCUUAAAGCACACACAGGCACUCAUCAUAGAGGAGGCAGAAAGAUUGACGAAUGCACUUUUUCUGUAAAGAAAAAUUAACAAAGUGCAUUCAAAAAAAAAAAAAAAUUGUGUAAAAAAUCUCUUCCUAACGUUGUCAUAUUUAUUUUGACAACCGGUAGUACAAAAAUUGAUUAAUUUGUAAAAUUGUUAAACCAAUCGAUAAAUUCUCUGCACAAGAAAUUUUGUCGGAGUGUGGACACAAAGUUUUAAAACUGGAUUUCUAAAAACCCUUGUACUAAAAAAGGUUAGACGAAGUAAAAGUAAACUGAUUUCUUAAACAAAUCUUGCUUUACUUGCUCUGCUCUACCUUUUGUAUAUAAAUCGUAAAAAAAAGCACAAAACCCAAUUAGAAUUAGCGCAUUUGUUUGCUACAGCACCUGCUUAAUAAUACAAAAAGUACAACUUGUUUCCAUAAGUUUAUCCUAAAGCAACAAAUAAAGAACAGAAACUAUCAGUUCAAGCAUAAAAUGGAGGUAGAAACUGCACGUCAAAACGGUUAUGCCGGCAGUAGUGAUGGUUCACGCGAAAGCUCCGUUGAACGUGAGCUUAAUGGUGAUAUAAAGGCUGUGGAGCUUAAUGGCAGCUCGGGUUCGCCCAGGGGUCAAAAUGGUUUGAUGAAGAAACCCCAUAGCGUAGCUGAUAGCCAUGAUGUACGUAUUAAGCGUAAAGCUAAACGUCUUAUACAGCGACAAAAUAGUCGUGGUGAAAGCAAUGGCGCUGCUGGGCUGCCUGCUGCUAUGAAUGGUCAUGCCAAAGAUUACAUUGUACCCCAUCGUCGUUGGAAGAAUAGUCGUCGUUCACGUGGCGCUUAUGGACGUGGCUUACCCAAAAAGGGUGGUGCUGGCGGCAAAGGUGUCUGGGGUCUACCCGGCUCUGAGGCUUUGGAGGAAUUGUACGAAGAUGAAAACGAUCCCAACUAUGAUAGUGAAACUAAUGAUCAGAAUAUUGUUUUAACUGAAGUCAUUCCGGAACUAACCCCCGAAGAGUUUUUCAAAUUGGCUGAGCCUAUUGUUUUGGAAUACUACGAGCAUGGUGAUACCCAUGAGGUGGCUGUUAAUUUAGAUGAGAUCCUAACUGGAUUUUUGCGUCCUUAUGUUACCAGUGUUAUAGUGGAAAUUGCAUUGGAUCACAAAGAUUCUCAGCGUGAAAUGACUUCGGUCUUAAUAUCCGAUCUCUAUGGACGUGUCAUAACGGGCAGGGAUAUUGAGAAGGGUUUCGAAAUACUAUUGGAGAAUUUGCCCGACCUAACUUUGGACACACCUGAAGCACCCACUAUAUUGGGCAACUUUUUAGCCCGUGGCGUGGCCGACGAUUGUAUUCCACCGAAAUUCAUCACAAAACCUGGAGAUCAUGGUGAAUUAAAUGAGCAUGCCAUGACCGCUAUACGCCGUGCCGACACCCUGUUGCACAUGAAACAGGGUUGGGCUCACUUGGACAAUGUCUGGGGCAUGGGCGGUCCAUUGCGUCCAGUCAAAACUAUAACUAAGCAAAUGACUUUGCUACUUAAAGAGUAUUUGUCAUCACGUGAUAUACAAGAGGCUCAUCGUUGCCUACGUGCCCUUGAAGUUCCUCAUUUCCAUCAUGAAUUGGUUUACGAGUCUGUAGUCAUGACUCUCGAAUCAUUGUCGCAAACUACCGAGGAGGCAAUGUGUGAAUUGUUGGCAUCAUUGGAUAAAGCUUGUUUGGUACUUCCAGCUGGUAUGGAACAGGGUUUCAUGCGAGUUUUUGAUGAUAUGGCUGAUAUUGUUUUGGAUGUGCCACUUGCUUAUAUUAUAUUAGAUCGUUUUGUGGAACGUUGCAAUCGUGCUGGUUUUAUAACUGAUAAGAUUUUAAGUAACAUGCCGUCUAGAGGACGUAAACGUUUUGUCUCCGAAGGAGAUGGUGGCCAUAUUAAACCACCAACUUUGCCAAUUCGUGACUAAAUCCUUUUUUCUUCUUUUUGUGUAAGCUGAUGUUAUUAAAUGUAAAACAGCAACAAGUUAAUAAUGAAGCAUUUUUUAAAUACAAAACACAGCAACUACAAACAAACAAAUCAAUCAACCAACAUCAUCUAUCAACAUUUUUUAUUGACCACUUGGAAAAAUUUUACUUAUUAAUACAACAACAACAAACUACAAAUAAGCUACAACAACUUUAUAUAAUGGAUGCAUCUCAUAAGAAGAAACAACACAAAACAAACUAUUCUAUUUUAGAAACCCAACACAAUUGGAAAUUUUAUAUAUGGUAGACAUUUUUAAGCCCAAAAAAAGAAGGCCAAAUUGCAAGUCAAAAAUAAUUCAACCUACUAAACAUUUUACAAAGAAAAAAAAUCGCAAGAAAAACAAACAAACAAAAAAAAUUAUAAUCCUUAAAAAUUUAAAACACAAUCAUUAAGAAAUUGAUCUCUAUUUAAAUGUUUUGUUUAAUUUUUUUCCUUUUUGUGUGCAACAAUAGAAAAAAGCCAGCAACAUUUAACAAUAAUAACAACACAAUUCCUACCAACAAAAAUAGCAAAAAACUCCUAAUUAAUUAAAAAAAACACAGUUAAGACCAUGAAAAUUAAGACAACAAAACAAAAAAAAAAAACGUUAAAAACUAUAAAAAAAUUUGAAACGUUUUUCAUAUAUAAAACUAAACUUUACUUACUACUUAUUCGAAAUGGUUUAAAUAUUUUAAACUAUUUUAUAACAUUUUCUUUUGUUUUAAAUCAUAUACUUUUUAUCUAUAAAUGUAUUACUUUGCUGCAUCAAAAAGUUAAAAGAAAAACAAAAAUAAUUAAUAAUUGUACUAAUAAUCAUAUUUCAUUCAACAAAAAACAAAAAAACUCAUCAACAAAUAUUUAUCAUUGCAAACAACAAUUUUAAAAAUUCAUUCAAAUUAUAAAAAUUAUCAUCCCAACAAAAAAAGAAAGUAAAUCUUAAAACUGUAAUCAUCAAUCCCUUAUUUUUAAUUUUAAGUCACUUUCGAACAUUUUGUUUGUAAUUUUAAGUAUGUACUUUUUUUUAUAUAAUUUCAAAAAUGGAAAAAAUACAGAUUUCAUAAAUUUUGCAUAUUUUUCCAACUUGUUUUAUUACAAAGUUUUCUUAGUUUUAAAUACUAAAAAUAGCCAUUAAAUGCUAUUUUUUAUUAUUUUCUAUGGUGAGAUAAUUAAAAAUAGCACUUUAAAAGUUAUGAAAAAUUAUGAUUAUUUUUUGAAUAUGUAUGAACUUUUAAUUUAAUUUCAUGUAUUAAACUAAAUUGAUUUCUUUCUAAUUCUACUGUACUUUUUUGCAUUAAUUUGAAAUACAUAAAAUAAAUAAUCUUAGAAAAUAUAAGAAAAACUUAAAUCCUAACUUGAAUUUUUCCUUUUCAAUUUUAUUUUUAUGUAUUGUAUUUAUAUUCCUUAUUUUUUCGAUUUCUUUUUUACUAAACAUUUUUAUAAACCACUUGAUAUGCUAAAUAAAUAAAAAACAAAUACACAAAUAAAUUCCCACGAUUUAUAUGAUAACAAUAUUUGUAGUUCUUAAUUAAAGAUGUAAAAGAAACAAACAAACUAAGAAAAAAAAGAAGAACGUAAGAGGAAAAUGAAAAUAAAAAACUCAUAAGACAGAAAUCAUAAGUUUAUAAAACUUAAAAUUUAAAAAUUUAUUAUAUAUUCGAAAAAACAAAAAAACAAAAUACACAAAAAAUAAAAUAAAAA
Calliphora vicina (urban bluebottle blowfly) is the source of this 4031-nucleotide messenger RNA. It is a transcript of the gene Pdcd4, whose product is annotated as Programmed cell death 4. The transcript has 5 exons. Lineage: Eukaryota; Metazoa; Arthropoda; Insecta; Diptera; Calliphoridae. Gene Ontology annotation, cellular component: nucleus; cytosol. Bases 841 to 2295 code for a protein of 484 amino acids. Gene Ontology annotation, biological process: negative regulation of DNA-templated transcription. The record is from RefSeq and is a predicted model, not a curated record.